CGCGUUAAUUAAAUUAAAUUUAUCAGUGGUACAGUGUAUAUAGUCUAAUCACGGUAUGUAUAGUGUGAAUCUUUAAAUAAUAUUUGAGGUUAUGUUUAAAUCUCAGUGCUGGUGAAUGUGAAUGGUGAAACGCACGUAAACACACGUGAGUCGUUGAUAAUUGUUGCGUUGUAUAAAUUUUAUAAAAUAAAUAUAAAAAGAAAAAAAUGAAGUUGAAAGAUUUGCGUAAAAAUCCAUUGAGCCGUAAAAAGCCACCGCAGGAUGACGAAGAAGUUGAAAUUAAAGAAGAAUCUGGUGAAAGUGCGGGCAAAAAAAAGAAGGUUAGAUUCCCAUCAGACACUAAUUUUAACCACAUAAAAUGCAAAGCCGUGAGGCAGAUGAAGGUCCAGAAGAUGCUGAAGGAAAAGGCCAAGGAAAAAAAAGCCGCGAAGAAAAAGCGGAUCCAAGAAGGAGCUCCAAAAGGUGUCACUCAUACUAUUGAAAGUUUGAGGGAAAAAGAUGAGACUAUGAUCAGUGGAGACCUAGAUGAUGAGGAAAACGCUGAGCUGAAAGCCGAGCUGAUGAACGAUGAGUUCGCUGAUUAUUAUAAAAAAGACUACGAGCCAAAAGUUCUGAUAACUUACUGCGAUAAUCCCACCAGGAAGACGAGGAUCUUUGGCAGAGAACUUACACGGAUUAUUCCAAACUCAAUUUCUCUUUAUCGAAACCGCUCUGGUGUUAAAAAGAUGGUAAAGUCUGCUACUGCUAGAGGAUUCACUGACAUUGUUGUUAUUAAUGAGAAUCAAUGCAAGCCAAAUGGUAUGCUGGUCGUACACUUACCAGAUGGUCCAACGGCUUUGUUCAAGCUCAGCAAUGUUAAGAUAACGCCUGAAUUAAAACGGAGUCAUAAAGAAAUAACAGAUCACAGGCCAGAAGUGAUAUUAAAUCAUUUUUCCACGAGACUAGGUCACACUAUUGGACGCAUGUUAGGUGCUUUGUUUCACUAUCAACCUGAAUUCAAAGGUCGCAGAGCUGUCACGUUCCACAACCAGCGUGAUUACAUAUUUUUCAGGCAUCACAGGUAUGAAUUUGAUUUAGAAAAAGGCAAAGCCAAAUUACGUGAGCUAGGUCCAAGAUUUACUUUGAAAUUGCGCUCGCUUCAGCACGGGACUUUUGACAGUAAAUAUGGAGAGUAUGAAUGGAUCAUCCAAGGCCGUCGUCAUGCGAUGGAAACAAGCAGAAGAAAAUUCUUCUUGUAGUUUUAUUUGCUUACAAUAAAACAUAGGCUAAUUGAUUUAUUAAUCAUGAUAUAAAAAUAAAAGUCGAACUUGAAUAUUUAAUAAAAAA
Messenger RNA from Cotesia glomerata, 1326 nucleotides. Its product is annotated as probable ribosome production factor 1. Gene Ontology annotation, biological process: maturation of 5.8S rRNA; maturation of LSU-rRNA. NCBI's taxonomy places the organism in Eukaryota, Metazoa, Arthropoda, Insecta, Hymenoptera, Braconidae. Bases 207 to 1238 code for a protein of 343 amino acids. Gene Ontology annotation, cellular component: preribosome, large subunit precursor; nucleolus. Gene Ontology annotation, molecular function: rRNA primary transcript binding. The transcript has 3 exons. The record is from RefSeq and is a predicted model, not a curated record.